Sphenostylis stenocarpa is the source of this 1200-nucleotide messenger RNA. The record is from the annotation of a GenBank genome assembly. Lineage: Eukaryota; Viridiplantae; Streptophyta; Magnoliopsida; Fabales; Fabaceae.
AUGGCUGGGAUUUGUUGUGGCGUUGUUGGGGAGGCCGGCGAGACUCCUUCUCCGACCAAAUCUACCUCGCGCCCUUUCGCUCGCCGGAGUUUGGACCAACUACCUUUGAAGUACAUAGCCGGUGUGGCAAUCCCGCCGCCGGAGAACCGUCGGAAGCGCCAAAAGCUGGACCAGGGCGCUUCUCCGGCGCGGGAGUGUGAAAACGCGGUUCAGAGUUCUGAAUCGAAGGGAAUCGAGGCUGUCUCGUUUCCGAAUUGUACGAAGGUUCCUACUUUAGACUCGACAAAGGCUGUCGUCGAGGAAGAGUGUCCGGGGUAUGGGGUAACCUCCGUUUGUGGCAGGAGGAGGGACAUGGAAGACGCCGUCUCUGUGCAUCCUUCGUUUUGUCUCGAAAAUUGUGACCAAGAUCAGAAAGGGUUUCACUUCUUCGCUGUUUUUGACGGCCACGGAUGCUCACACGUGGCGACUAUGUGCAAGGAGAGGUUACACGAAAUAGUGAAGGAGGAGAUUAACGAAGCGAAAGAGAAUUUGGAAUGGGAAUCGAUGAUGAAGAAUAGUUUCGCUCGAAUGGACGAAGAGGUUCUAAGGUGGAGCAAAACCAACGAGACACGCACUUGCAGGUGCGAGCUUCAAACCCCGCGCUGCGACGCCGUUGGCUCCACCGCAGUCGUCGCCGUCGUCACACCGGACAAAAUCAUCGUUGCAAACUGCGGAGACUCACGCGCCGUGCUCUGCCGGAACAGCGUACCCGUUCCACUCUCCGACGACCACAAGCCGGAUCGACCCGACGAGUUACUUCGGAUCCAAGACGCCGGAGGGCGCGUGAUAUAUUGGGACGGGCCUAGAGUGCUUGGGGUCUUGGCCAUGUCAAGAGCCAUAGGGGACAAUUAUCUGAAGCCGUAUGUAAUUUCGGAACCGGAGGUAACGGUAACGGAGCGGAGUGACAAGGAUGAGUGUUUGAUACUAGGGAGUGACGGGCUUUGGGACACGGUGCAAAACGACACCGCUUGUAAGGUGGCGCGGAUGUGUCUGAACGCGCAGAAGCCGUCAUCACCCUCUUCUCCGGGGAGGGAGUUGGCGGUGGACUGGUCCGACAAGGGGUGCUCCGACGCCUCCAUUCUUCUGACAAAGUUGGCGUUGGUGAGGCACAGUUCAGACAACGUGAGCGUGGUGGUGGUUGAUUUGAGGAGAGAUGAAUAA